Molecule: messenger RNA, 857 nt
Organism: Xiphophorus couchianus (Monterrey platyfish)
Lineage: Eukaryota; Metazoa; Chordata; Actinopteri; Cyprinodontiformes; Poeciliidae
Product: macrophage mannose receptor 1-like
Exons: 4
Coding region: 96-857 (253 amino acids)
Source: RefSeq, a predicted model, not a curated record
GCAGACUCUGUACUGCUAAAGUAACAAAAGAUUUGUUCAACAGUUAAUUUAUAGCCACUAUUUUUCUUGAACACUUUGCUCAGAAUACAUAAGCCAUGGGAAAUGUCACAUGUCUUAUAAUACUUGCAGGACUGUGUUCUCUCUGUCUUUGUGUGCAUCAGCAUCAAUAUGUCUUAUUCCACAGUCCAAAAACCUGGACCGAUGCACAGAGUUACUGCAGGGAAACAUGCAUUGACCUGGCCACAAUCGAAGACAUGAAGGAGAUGGAUAUGGCUCUUCAAAGUGUUGGAGAUGACUACAGUGAUGCCGUAUGGAUUGGGUUGCACAGAGGAAAGGAGCUAACUUGGCAUUGGUCUCUGGCAGACAAAUAUUUCUACAAGGACGGAGAAAAAAAUUAUAUAAAAUGGAGAAAGCCUUUAAGUCUUAACAACUGUGCUACUUUCAGUAAUGGAGAACUUUCUACACUCUCCUGUCUUGAAAAUAGACAUUCAGUCUGCUUUGAUAGAACAAAGCAAGGAGCAGCUCAGUAUAUCUUCAAUCCAAAUUUAAUGAAAUGGACCGCUGCUCGAGAUUUCUGCAGAGAAAACUACACAGACCUGGUCAGCCUGAGGAAUGACGCAGAAUACGCGACAGUCCAGGAAGUAGCCAAUGGAGCAGCAGUAUUUGUUGGUCUCUUCAGAGACCCGUACGAGUGGUCAGACCUGACUGACUCCUCACUAAGGUACUGGAGGGAAUCCCAACUGGUAAAUACAGAAUAUCAUCAAAACUGUGUUGCAAUACUGAAGAAUGAAUCUGGCAAAUGGGGAGACAGGAAAUGCACAGAAGUUCAUCCUGUCCUCUGCAAAUGCAGUAAGUAA